Emiliania huxleyi CCMP1516 is the source of this 2199-nucleotide messenger RNA. RefSeq lists its product as hypothetical. The transcript is spliced from 3 exons. The record is from RefSeq and is a predicted model, not a curated record. Lineage: Eukaryota; Haptophyta; Isochrysidales; Noelaerhabdaceae. Bases 1 to 2199 code for a protein of 732 amino acids.
AUGAUCGUCACGAUCAGCCAUCAGCCACUAAACAACAGCCUGCUGCUCGGCACGAACGCACUCCUUCCGGCAGCGAUUGGCCACUUCCGCCUGGUGCCGAGCCAGCGCCCCGACCUCGUCCAGCGCCGCAACGGGCCUGAGCUGAUGCUUCCUGUUGACGCCGUAAAUGCGGAGAACGACAUGGAGCUCAGCAUGCGGCUGCUCUUGGGCAUAACUGGCGGCAUCUCUCUCAAUCUCCACGUUUUCGGCCGCGCCGCCGCAGUCGCUCAACUUCUGAAGACCGCCAGCGGUGCGAUGAGGGGUUCGGCGGUCUGGGUUCGAUCGCUGCGACGCCACUUCUGGGCGGCGAGUGCGAUCGCUCCCCGCCCCGGGCUCGAAUCAGCCCUGAGGCGUGCGUUCCCCGGCUGCGCACGCCCCGCCGCCGAUCUCCUCGCGCUUCUGGCUCCGUCGCUCCUCUCCGGCGCCGAGACGCAGACGGAUGUCAUCCUCGUCGACCCGAUGGCGUUGCUCCUCUCUGGUGCCGCAGAGCUCUGGCGCACGCUGCGCGCACUGCCCCGCCCGAUCGCGCUAGCGGCAGCGGCCGACUACUCCGCCUUCCCGCCACCCCACGGCGGCGAGGCCUUCACCGCCGAGCCAUCGCUCCAGCUGCUCCGGCCCGCCCGGCUAAGGCACCAGGGGCUCGCUGCUUACGCCCCAUGCAACCACGAGAUUGAGCACGUCGCCUUUGCGUGGCACGCCAAGGCAGCGCACGAGGCGGACUAUGCCGGCCGCCGCUGCGCUUGCUCGCAGCGGCUGCGCCUGCUGCUGCCCCCGGGCGCGGAUGCGGCCGCAGCCACAGGGUUUGGCUCAAAGCUGCGCGCCACCCUCCGUAAGCUUACGCUGGAGCCGAGCGUGCUCGUCUGGGCGAAUCGCUACCUCUCCCUCCGCCCGCCGCCGCCGCACGUUGCCGUGUUGCUCGACCGCACACAGCAGCCACCUGGCUACGUGGCGCUCCCUCUCUCGGAGGAACUUUCGGAGGAUGUCUCGGAGGAUGGCAAAGGCGGUCGUCGCUCGCCGGCGCCGCUGCAGCCGCACGAGGGCGGCGCCGGCGUGCAAGUCAUCUACCCGUGCGGGCACGCAGGCGCUGAAGAGCACUUCAUCCUGCAGACGCUUCUCGGCGCUUGCUCGCCGACCCGGCACUGCCUCUUCCCGCUCGCGCUCGCCGCUGGCGACCUCGCCCUCAUCAAGGCGGUGGUGGUGCCUGGCGCCGUGUUUGUCCUGCAGCGCGGCCAGUUCUCAUUUGCCUACCGGGUAGCCGCCGCCGCGGGCGUGCCCACCUCGGCGCUCAUACUCGUGCACAUCUCGGACGGCAACAUCUACCGGGCUGCCAUGGCCUCGUCGACCGCGCACUACCCGCGAUGGCGCGCCGCCUUCCGGCAGUAUUGGGUCGCGGACGCGCCCUUGGCAGAGCUGCCCGCGAGCGCCGCCGCCCCGGGCGACCACCCAGGGCGCGAUUUCGCACCAACGCUGCAGGACGCCGCGGAUGGCGGGCAUGUCUCGUGGAUCCCGAUUGGAAUGAACCCGCAGUGGGUGCGCCUCUCCCCCUCGCUCGCCUCGCGCGCCAUCCCGCUGCUGCCCGCGUCCGCACGCCGCCUCCCGCUCACCUUUUUGGGGUCCACCGACAAGUCGGAUCGGCUGCAGCGCAUUGGCGAGGUGAACGCGGUGCUCGCAACGCUCGACGCGAUACUUCCUGAGCCCCUCCGAGUAUUCCACCGGCGCGGCAGCGUGGCGUGCUAUGGCGAGGGUUGCGCAGAUGAGCGGUACGUCAACGAGACGCUCGAGUCGCGGCUCUGCCUCCAGCUGCCCGGCUCGAGUGUCGAAUCGAAUCGGCUGUACGAGCAGCUCGAGGGCGGCUGCGUCCCCACCAUCGUCGAAGAGUGGGGCCCCGGCGAGGCGGCGGUCGGCACCACCCCGACCUAUGGCGCCGCCGCCACCGCCGACGUCCGCGCUGCUUUUGCGCCGCUCACUCUGGUGACCGGCACGCCGCCACCUUUCAUUACCGUUCCCCGUGUGAGCGAUCUGCCGACAGCGCUGGCGCCGCUGCUCGCGUCGCACGACGCGCUCGACGCGCUCCAAGCGCGCGUGGUCGAGUGGUGGGGACGGGCCAAGCGGCACUACGCCGACGCAAUGGAGAGCGCCGUGUGUCCGCCAAAUAAGUAA